AUGCAAACUAAUGCCUUGGCUAUGGAUGAAUCAUGCGACGUCACUGAUACGGCACAGUUAAUUAUUUUUGUACGCUACCUGGACAAAACGGGAGAAACUUUUGUUGAGGAGAUAUUGGCUCUUUUGUCGCUCUUAGGAAGAACCCGAGGAGAAGACAUGAUCAAACCAGUGAUGGAUUAUUUUGAAAAAGAUGAGUUAGACUUGAAGAAGCUCUUAUCGGUAACUACUGACGGCAAGGGAAAGCUGAUAUGCGAGCUCAUGUCAGACGUCAAAAGUUUUUCUCGAAAACUUGAUCUCUUUAUUAAUGAUCUUGGAAAUGAAUGCCUACACUUCCCCAAUUUAAAUAAAAUAAUCAGCAGUGACAACGAGACUGACGUCGGCCGAUUCAAGACGUUCAUUACGGAUCUUAAAUCGGAAUUUCAAAAAAGGUUUGCAGAUUUUAAGAAAAUUGAGAAUGUUGUAGAAAUCCUCAGCAGCAUUUACUUUCUGCAUCCUGAUGGUGAAUGGAGCAAUGAAGCUGCAAUUGUUUUCGGAAGUGAUAAAGCUACUCUGCAGAUGGAAAUGAUCGAUUUCCAAGAAAACACAGUUUUAAAACACAAACAAUCGGAAGUUUCCAGUGAAGAGUUCUGA
This is a messenger RNA of Parnassius apollo (apollo), 630 nucleotides long. The record is from the annotation of a GenBank genome assembly. Lineage: Eukaryota; Metazoa; Arthropoda; Insecta; Lepidoptera; Papilionidae.